CUUGUAGCGGGUGUCGGCGAGCAGAAUGAGAGAGAACACCAAAUAGAACAAAAGCCGGUGGGACCUUGUAACCAGCCAAAGCACACUGCAGAUCACUACAAGAUUCAGGGCCAUUCGAACAGAAACAGUUGCAGAUUGCAGUCAGGUGGUGAUCCCUUUGGAGUGCCCUCUGAAAAAUAUAGCUUUGCCGAAUUAAUUCCUGCAUCAUGUAAUCAGAAUACACAUUCCAGUAGAAAGUUGAGCAAGGAAUAUACUUUUCGAUAUGACCGUGUUUCAGAUAAAAUGCGACCGUUUCCAUUUAAGCUUCGUACUACUGCUCUAGGCGAACGCCAACUACCAGAGGUUACACGAAGGGCGAUGGGAUCGGUGGAGUGUCCAGUGUUUCGUGGCAAUGCCAGCUUCGUCUGCAACACGAGCCAGCAAAACGUGUGGGGAGGACGCCUGCUUCCCCUCCCUUACUCGCCUCGAAGUACCGCGGCUAUCGCCACUGCCAUCAGCUUUAUCAUCGUGUUCACAAUCAUUGGGAAUAUACUGGUCAUCAUUGCUGUCCUGACCAGCAGAUCGUUGCAAGCCCCCCAGAAUCUCUUCCUGGUCUCCCUGGCUGCCGCGGAUAUCUUGGUGGCCACGCUGGUCAUGCCCUUUUCUUUGGCCAACGAACUGAUGGGUUACUGGUACUUCAAGAAGAUUUGGUGCGAAGUUUAUCUGGCGUUAGAUGUCUUGUUCUGCACUUCCUCGAUUGUCCACCUCUGUGCGAUAAGCCUAGACAGAUACUGGUCAGUUACCCAAGCCAUCCAGUACAAUUCCAAGCGAACACCGAGGAGAAUCCGCUGUGUGAUUCUGACAGUCUGGCUCAUUGCUGCAGUUAUUUCCUUUCCGCCUCUCAUCUCCAUGAACAAAAACCUUGGCGAAAACGAGAUCCCCGUGUGUAGUCUGAAUGACGAGAAGUGGUACAUCUUGUCUUCGUGUAUCGGCUCUUUCUUCGCUCCCUGUGUCAUCAUGAUUCUGGUUUACAUAAGGAUCUACCAGGUGGCCAAACAGAGAACAAGGCAGCCUCCCGGCAGCAGACAGCCAAAGCAAGGCGCAUCCUUCCGUCCCAAUUGGCCGGAGAGGGAGACCAAACCCAAGGUAGCGGACAAAGCUCCGUCCUCGGGUCACGGAGGACGUUGCAGUGAACAGAAGGCGCAUAAAAGCGAUGGUCAGCUCGGUUCCACCAAACUGCUCCAUCAGGAUGAGAGCUACUCGACUUCCAAAAGGGAAGGAGAGCACUCUGUGGGGCGAGAGAAGCCUUGGACGCCAAGUACAAUCAGGAGGAAAGCCACCCAGAACAGAGAGAAACGCUUCACUUUUGUUUUAUCUGUCGUCAUUGGUGUUUUUGUUCUCUGCUGGUUCCCGUUUUUCUUCUCCUACAGUCUGACUGCCAUCUGCCCAGCCACAUGCUCUGUGCCACCUGCCAUCUUCAAAUUCUUCUUCUGGAUCGGCUAUUGCAAUAGUUCCCUUAACCCGGUUAUUUACACCAUAUUCAACCAGGAUUUCCGAAUGGCUUUUAAAAAGAUCCUUUGCCGAGAACAGAAAAGAUCUGUCUACACAGUCUAGUCCGCCGGUUUCAGGCCGCAUAGUCGGUGCCCGGACAGUGAGAAGUUUAUUUCAAACUAAAGUUUUGCAAAUGAAUGGGCAUGUGACUGUAUGAAUGUCUCUUCACGACUGAUGUUAUUUUGAAUUAACGAAAUAAAUGGUCUGCUGUUGAAA
Rhincodon typus (whale shark) is the source of this 1746-nucleotide messenger RNA. RefSeq names its product alpha-2B adrenergic receptor-like. Gene Ontology annotation, molecular function: alpha2-adrenergic receptor activity. The transcript has a single exon. The record is from RefSeq and is a predicted model, not a curated record. Gene Ontology annotation, cellular component: membrane. The coding region runs from base 283 to 1593 and encodes 436 amino acids. Gene Ontology annotation, biological process: adenylate cyclase-activating adrenergic receptor signaling pathway; regulation of vasoconstriction; platelet activation. NCBI's taxonomy places the organism in Eukaryota, Metazoa, Chordata, Chondrichthyes, Orectolobiformes, Rhincodontidae.